AGGGAGGGGAAGAAGGAGAUGAGGCAAACAGAGUGAGAGAAACCAGACUGGUGUGGAGGUGAGCAAAACGGCUGGAAAAGUGUGGGUGUUGGUUGAACGAUCUCAAUAAGAAAAUUGUGGGUGUUGAAACCCCCACAUCCCCCACGGGUGUGUUCUUGUUGCAUGACGUUUUCCGCGUCAGAAAAAGCAGGGAGCGGAGCCACGCCAUCCUCGGCAUUAUUCGUCUCUGUCCGGUUUUCGGGACGUAAUGUCAUCCACCGAGGAGAAGAACCUGCUGCUUGGAGGACUUCUGUAUCCCAAGGAGACCCACUCUGUAGAAAGUUUAAAGUUUGCUCGUGAAUUCAAGGUUAAAGACGAUGACAUCUUGGCUGUCACAUAUCCGAAGUCAGGUACAAUCUGGAUGCAGGAGAUCCUCCCACUGGUGCUGAAUGGUGGAGAUCUGACACCAAUCAAUACAAUUCCAAACUGGGACCGGGUCCCAUGGCUGGAAGAGAAAAGACUGGAACAGAUUGUGGAUCAGCUGAAAUCUCCACGUGCACUGGUUACACAUUUCCCCUUCAACCUCAUGCCCCCAUCCUUCCACACCUCCAAGGCCAAGGUGAUCUACGUCAUGAGGAACCCAAAAGAUAUCCUGGUGUCUUCAUAUUACUUCCACCAGAUGGCCACUUUCCUCGAUGAUCCCGGGACUUUUGAUGAGUUUAUUGACAAAUUCCUAGAAGGCAGAGUGCUGUUUGGGAAAUGGACGGAUCAUGUGAAGAGCUGGAGACGCGCCGAGCUGGGAGACAGAAUAAUGUUCAUCACAUAUGAGGACAUGGUUCAGGACCUGCCUGCAUCUAUCAGGCGUAUUUCAGACUUUCUGUGCUGUAAUCUGAGUGAAGAGGUCAUCCAGAAUAUAGCAAAGUGUUGUUCUUUCAAGAAAAUGAAGACCAACCCCCUUUCCAACUUCAGUCUGGUGUCGAAGGAGUACAUGAACAAUGACAAGUCUCCGUUCUUGAGGAAAGGAACCACUGGAGACUGGAAAAACCACUUUGACUCACAACAACUGACCCGCUUCGAGUCAGUCAUCCACAAAGAGUUGGAGGGAGAGGACUUCUCUCUGCCAUGGAGUCUGGAAUGAGCAACAUCUGAAGCUUCUACGUAUCUACUAUAGCCAUCCUAUCUGCAGCUAAUUUUAUGGUUACUUGAUUUUAAUAGCAGAAAAAUAGGAUAAAAGACCUCUUAUAAUAUUAUCUAACAGAAAUGAAAAAGUUCUCAAGACUGAAAAAUCCUAAAGAUGAUUGAAAAUGUGUGUUUUAAAUGUAAUUUAUUGUGGGGGAGAUGAUUUUGUUUGUUUCUCAGGCGAAAGUCAGAACAGCUAAUAAACAGAUAUUGUGCUGAUGAUGUAGAAUGAUCACGUGUGGCUACCAUUUAAUGUCGACACUAUUUGACGUUUGGAACAAAACAAAUAAUAAACCAAAUAUCUAAAAGGAAAA
Nothobranchius furzeri (turquoise killifish) is the source of this 1472-nucleotide messenger RNA. RefSeq names its product sulfotransferase 2B1. Gene Ontology annotation, biological process: sulfation. Gene Ontology annotation, cellular component: cytoplasm. The record is from RefSeq and is a predicted model, not a curated record. NCBI's taxonomy places the organism in Eukaryota, Metazoa, Chordata, Actinopteri, Cyprinodontiformes, Nothobranchiidae. Gene Ontology annotation, molecular function: sulfotransferase activity.